Messenger RNA from Nerophis lumbriciformis (worm pipefish), 1155 nucleotides. Lineage: Eukaryota; Metazoa; Chordata; Actinopteri; Syngnathiformes; Syngnathidae. The record is from RefSeq and is a predicted model, not a curated record.
AUGCAGCUUUACAACAGCGCCUUAACGCACUACCCACGGUCUUCCAGCAAAGUCACCGUCACUCUAUCCGGCGGAACCGUCAGCCCGACUGAGGAGGACGCGCCUGGACCGAGCCAGCCACACGCCAGCGAUCCAGCAGCCACUUCCGCAAACAUGCCUGCCUUUUCUUGCUACGAAGCCACCGCCUCCUCUUCCAGGCACAGGCCCGUUUACUUCACCUCCACUGCCGAGUUGCGCAUACGCAGAGCGGACGGAGUGGAGAGGACUGUUCCAAUCCAAAUCACCAGGGUGCGUAAGCCUCCAUCCCCUGGAGAUGAAUUGCGGGACUUGAUCAAUGAGCUCAAAGACGGUACAGAUGGACUUUACCUGGAUGACCCCCCUGACAGGGUUCUUUUUGAGGAGGACGCCAGAAUAAACAGGCAGGUACCUGAAGAGGUUCCCUGUGGAGCUCCUGUGGAGUCUGAAUCUCACUUGAAUGAUGAGUCGGCUACAUCAGACUUUGAGCUCAGCGUCCUGCAUGAGCAGAGAAGGGACGACAAAGUGAUCCAAGAUGACAAGGUGGUCCGGGACGACAAGGUUGCCCGCUACCUGGCCGAAGUGGAGACACAGAACAAGUACCUCCAACAGAAGCGCAAAUUUCGCUAUCACAUCAUUCCAGAUGGGAACUGCCUGUACCGGGCUGUGUGCAAAGCCACGUAUGGCGAUCAGGGAGGUCACGGGGAACUACGGGAACGAACGGUCCACCACAUCGCCGACCACCUGGACCAGUUCAACCCUGUCAUCGAGGGCGACGUGGGCGAGUUCCUCAUCAAUGCGGCGCAGGACGGCGCCUGGGCCGGGUACCCCGAGCUUCUCGCCAUGAGCCAGAUGCUCAAUGUCAACAUCCACCUGACAACUGGGGGCAGCGCUGAGAGCCCCACUGUGUCCACCAUGGUGCACUUCCUGGGCGAGGAGGACACGUCCAAGCCGGCCGUCUGGCUGAGUUGGCUGAGCAACGGACACUAUGACGUCCUUAUGGACACCCACGUGGACAACCCAGAAUACGAGGACUGGUGCAGAAACUCCCAAAUGCAGAGGAGACGGGAUGAGGAACUGGCCAAGUCCAUGGCAGCGUCCUUGUCCAAAAUGUACAUUGAGAACAUUGGGGCCGUGUAA